This is a messenger RNA of Lates calcarifer (barramundi perch), 3521 nucleotides long. RefSeq names its product ATP-binding cassette, sub-family B (MDR/TAP), member 7 (gene abcb7). Gene Ontology annotation, cellular component: mitochondrial inner membrane. The transcript has 16 exons. Gene Ontology annotation, biological process: intracellular iron ion homeostasis; transmembrane transport. Gene Ontology annotation, molecular function: ABC-type transporter activity; ATP hydrolysis activity; ATP binding. The record is from RefSeq and is a predicted model, not a curated record. Lineage: Eukaryota; Metazoa; Chordata; Actinopteri; Centropomidae. Bases 1 to 2241 code for a protein of 746 amino acids.
AUGGCGCCCAUGUUGGUACCGCUGAAAUGCGGCUUUCACUUUCAAAGACAAAAAUUAGCGCUUCUCCUUCGACAGACGAGCUCAUAUCACAUUUGGAAUAACAGCCGCAAUGAAAACGGGAUCGACCAUAAACGACAAACUACAUAUGUGCUGAGUUCCCCUCCACACUUACGAACAGCUACAUGGAGUACAAACAGGGGCGAUAACCAUCGUCGGAUUUUGGAGGCAGCAAAACAUUUGCAGGUGACAGACAAACGAACAUGUUGGCACGGACAUGCGGGAGGGGGGCUAAGCGCAGAUCCAAAAAAUGUGCUGAAGGAGGUGAAUUCAGCCAAGAUCCUGUCUGCAAUGCUGUCUUAUGUGUGGCCAAAGGACAGACCAGACCUGCGGGCUCGUGUUGCAAUUUCUCUGGGUCUGCUCGCUGGAGCCAAGAUCACCAAUGUGGUGGUGCCCUUCAUGUUUAAGUAUGCAGUGGACGAGCUUAACCAGAUGUCGGGACACAUGCUGAACCUGAAUGACGCGCCAAGCACUGUGGCUACCAUGGCAACGACCGUGCUGAUUGGCUAUGGUGUGUCGCGGGCUUGCGCGGCCCUCUUCAACGAGCUGAGGAACACCGUGUUCGGCAAGGUAGCCCAGAGCUCCAUCCGACGCAUCGCCAAGAACGUCUUCCUCCACUUGCACAAUCUGGACCUGGGUUUCCAUCUCAGCCGGCAGACAGGAGCACUGUCCAAGGCCAUCGACCGUGGCACACGGGGUAUCUCCUUCGUCCUCAGCGCGCUUGUCUUCAAUCUAGGACCCACGGUGUUCGAGAUGGGCCUCGUCAGUGCCAUUUUGUAUUACAAGUGUGGUGGACAGUUUGCAGCAGUGGCCUUGGGUACCUUAUCAGCAUACACCCUUUUCACCAUUCUCGUCACUCAGUGGAGGACUCGUUUCCGGAUAGAAAUGAACAAAGCAGACAACGAGGCAGGCAAUGCAGCUAUUGACUCCCUUCUUAACUAUGAGACCGUUAAGUACUUCAACAAUGAGAAGUAUGAAGCUGAAAGGUAUGAUGGUUUCCUGAAGAUUUAUGAGUCAUCCUCUUUAAAAACCACAUCCACGCUCGCCAUGCUCAACUUUGGCCAGAGUGCCAUCUUCAGUGUCGGCCUCACUGCCAUGAUGUUGCUGGCCAGCAAGGGCAUUACAGCAGGUACGAUGACCGUGGGAGACCUGGUGAUGGUGAACGGCCUGCUCUUCCAGCUCUCCCUCCCUCUCAACUUCCUGGGUACAGUCUACAGAGAGACCAGGCAGGCCCUCAUAGACAUGAACACUCUUUUCACACUGCUCAGUGUCGACACCAGGAUCAAGGAGAGGGAUCUCGCCCCGCCACUAGCUGUCACACCACAAGAGGCCACCAUCCGCUUCGAGGACGUGUAUUUUGAGUACUUGGAGGGCCAGAAAGUCUUAAACGGAGUAUCCUUCGAAGUGCCUGCUGGGAAGAAGGUGGCUAUAGUCGGUGGCAGCGGGUCAGGGAAGAGCACCAUUGUGCGGCUGUUGUUCCGCUUCUAUGAGCCUCAGCAGGGGAACAUCUACAUAGCGGGGCAGAAUAUCCGAGACGUCAGCCUUGACAGCCUGAGGAAAGCUUUGGGCGUCGUACCCCAGGAUGCCGUUCUGUUCCACAACACCAUCUUCUACAACGUGCAGUAUGGGAACAUCAACGCCACACCAAAGGAGGUGUACCAAGUGGCACGUCUAGCAGGCAUCCAUGAUGCUAUCCUCAGGAUGCCCAAUGGCUAUGACACCCAGGUUGGGGAGCGGGGCCUCAAGCUGUCAGGAGGGGAGAAGCAACGUGUCGCCAUCGCCCGCGCAAUACUCAAGAAUCCACCCAUCCUCCUGUAUGACGAAGCAACAUCCUCCCUGGACUCAAUAACAGAAGAGAACAUCCUGAGUUCAAUGAAGGAUAUGGUGAAGGACAGGACAUCGGUGUUCAUCGCCCACAGGCUUUCCACAAUCGUAGACGCAGACGAGAUUAUAGUGCUCAAUGAGGGUAAAGUGGCAGAGCGCGGCAACCACCACACCCUCCUCAGCACCCCGGGCAGCUUGUAUGCGGACCUGUGGAACACCCAGAACAGCAAAAUCCUGAACAACACCAAGAGCCCACUGGAGCCUCCGCCUGAGCGCCUGUCCCAGAAGGAGGAGGAGAGGAGAAAAUUGCAAGAGGAGAUCCUCAACAGUGUGAAGGGCUGUGGGAACUGCUCCUGUUGAGAGAGGCUGCUUCCUCCAUGUCUCUUCAUUCCUCACAGAUGGCCUACACUGGAAUCCCUGGUCUGUGCGGUAUUGGGGGAAGGAGGGGAGGAGGAGUAGGGUGUACCCUCCCACCCCCACUACAUACUCCCACUCCAGCCAAGCCUCCACCCAUGUGACCGUCUCUCCUCCUCCUCAUGUGAAUAAAGGCCACCGCUUGCCAAAGUGAAGGAGGAGGAGCAGAACAGGGAGCACAAGUGUGUUUAGCACUGGCUGGUGUCCAGAGAUAGAGCUUCUAUGCCAGUUGCCUCAGCUGAAGCCAAGCAUAAGAGACCUUGUAUAUCACAUACGUGUGUGUAAGACAUCUGUUAGUCAACAUGGCUGCCCCCCUCCUCCUCAUUUUUGACAUCAGGUUUAUUGACAUCUUCCAUUGCACUGGAAACAGAUGAGAGUACACGUAAUGACUUGCAUAUGCCUUGAUGUUGACACAAAAUUUGUAUUGAUCACAUUUUUAAAUUAUUUUCCAAUAAAUUGAACCUAUAGUUUGCUUUUUUAUAUUAAGGAUGUGUACAUAUUGCAAUAUAUUCUGAUAUUAGGUGAUCACAGUUAGGAUGCAGAAUUACAAAGAUUGUUUUGAAGCAGUGUUCGUUUGAAUAACACGAUUUCAUAAAGCUUAUACCUGAGUAGGAUUCAGUCAUGAAGCACAUUGCCCAUGACAUUGUUAAAAAAAAAUAUCAAAUUCAGCAGAUAACUGGGUCUCCUACAAGAAGCUCCCUGGUGAAUUGGCAGUAUGUUACAGUCACAUUCAUGUAAAUAUAACGCUCUGACAAUGACGGGAGGUAACUCUAAUAAAUCAUGAAUGGUUUUCACCACAAUUGGAGCCACAUUAAGAGGUGACAACUUGAAAGCCUCCUCUGGGAACAUUGCACAGUCAUAUCAUUUAGCCUUGGUUGAUGGGCCUCUUCUAAUGAAAAGUUGUGUUUGAGAUUUUAACAGUGCUGAGACAGCUUUUUGGAUUGUAUGAUCAGAACACAAAGACUUCAUUCUGAAGGUUACAUGUAAAUGUUAAUAUUUAAAAACUGACAGUACAUGUGCGUCCUCAUUUUCUGAGGGCAGUUUGGGCUGUGAUAUGCACAUUUUGUUAGGAACCUAUGGUAUUGUAUCUAUCAAUGAAAAAAAUUAUUAGUCAAGUGUCUUGUACUAUACACACACAAUGUAAAAAGCCUGUGUCUAUGUUGACUGUGUGAGUACACUGCAGACAGAUUAAUAAUAAUAAAUGUUGGCUUUUGUCUAAAUAACAA